Molecule: messenger RNA, 1575 nt
Organism: Dermatophagoides pteronyssinus (European house dust mite)
Lineage: Eukaryota; Metazoa; Arthropoda; Arachnida; Sarcoptiformes; Pyroglyphidae
Source: RefSeq, a predicted model, not a curated record
UUUCUUUUUUGCUGGAUUCUCGUGCUUUUCUUGGUGUUUUCGUGCUUGUGAUUGUUUUUGAAUUGAAUAACAUUUGGUUUUCAGUCUUCAAAUUUGUUUCUUCUUUCUUUCAAAAUAAUUCAAUUUUUUCCAUCUGUUUGUGUAUGUAAACUACGAAAAACCAAACGAUAGAUUUUUCUCUUUUGUUUUUCUGUAAAAAAAGGAGAAAACAUUAUAUAAUAUGGCCAAUAAUUUAACAACAUUAGAAGAGAAUAAAGAAAUGGAUUCAACAAAAAUUUUAGCUGAAGCAUGUGCUGCUGCAGCUGCAGCAGCAGCAACAACCGCCGCAUCAUCAUCAACAAACGUAUCUGUCGAUGUACAAUCGACAAAUUCACCAACAAGUAGUGUAUCACAUCCACCAAUACCUGUACCAACAAAAACACGUUCAAUUAAAAUAAAUGAACAGAUUGGUGAUGUUCAAGUACAUAUUCAAGGUGAAUUGGAUGAUAAGAAAGCAAUUUUUCUUACUGUACAUGAUAUUGGAUUUAAUCACAGAUCAAUGAAAGAUUUUGUCGAUCUAGAUUGUGUAUCAGAAAUUCGUAUGCGUUCUGUGUUUAUUCAUGUUGAUGUACCGGGACAACAUGAUGAUGCUAAAGAUUUGGAACAUUUUCCUACUAUUCAACAAAUAGGCGAAGAAGUGCUUCUUAAAGUACUUGAUGAAUUAAAAAUACAAUUAUGUGUUGGUAUUGGUGAUGGUGCUGGUGCUAAUAUAUUAGCACGUUUUGGACUUGCUCAUCCCGAACGUUUACUUGGUUUAGUAUUAAUUAAUCUUGUUUCAUCUGGUGUUGGUUUUCUUGAAUCGAUAAAGGAAAAAUUUUUUUCAAAACGUCGUAGCUCACAACAAUUAUGUCCAGAAGAAAUUGUUACAAUGCAUAAGCUUGGAAAUACAGCCGGUGAUGGUCUUAAAUAUUUGGUCGAUAAUUAUAGUAGCCAUAUAAAAAAGAUUAAUUCAACUAAUCUACAUAAAUUUAUGUCUGCCUAUAUGAAUCGUAAAGAAAUUGUUGAUCUUGGUAAUUUGGAUAUAUUAUUGGUUACUGGUAAUAAAUCACCAUUUGCUGCUGGUGUUGAACAUAUUUAUUCUAAAUGCGAUAAACAAAAAACAUCAUUACUUAAAGUGGAUAAUUGUGUGGAUGUUCUUAGUCAAUGUCCAGAAAAAUUUGCCCAAAGUCUUCUGUUGUUUGUUAAAGGAUUGGGAUAUUUGACUUCAUUACAACUGCCCGGUAUUACACAUGGAGGCGAUACACCGCCCAGUAAAUCAAGCCUAGCUGCCAUUGGACGACGUCGCACACUUUCCAUGGAAGAAUAUGAUAUACCUCGUAUGAGACGUCUAUCAUUGACCAAAGAUGCACGAUAAAAAUCAAAUCAGAAUGAUGAUGAUGAUGAUGAUGAAAAACUAAUCAAGCAAAACGCCCAAGAUCCCAAUAAUAAUAAUCCAAAUACUUUGUUUCACAAACACACACACACAUUGUUUCAAUCAUUCAUUCAUUCUUUCUCUUUCUCUCUUCUUCUUCUUCUUUUUUGUUUCUCAAUAUUAAC